AUGUUUAUUUUGAAGAGUUUGGUGGCCGUCUUGGCCUUGGGAUUGGUUCAAGAUACCAUUGCCGCUGCAGCUGCACCCGCAUGCUGUACGAACAAAUGCGGCAAGUCAGUCCAGUUGGCGAAGAAUGGAAAAAAGGAUUGUUCCGCACUUCUGAUCAAGACUGUGACUCCCACUAGAACCACCACCCAUUUUAGGACGACGACUAUCACUCGAAAGACCACCCUCUCUAGAACGAUAACCUUGACUGGAGGUUCAACUGUUACCAAGGCAGUGACUGAUACUACAGAUAUCACGGUCACUACUAUCGCCUCAGAGACCGAUUAUAGCACCAGCACAUCCCUCGCAACAGUCGAAGAAACAGAAACUGUGACGGAUAUCUCCACCGCGGUUGAAACUAACACUGAAACAACCACGGUUCCUUACGUCUCGAACUCUUUCAUCAAGCGUAACGCAAAGCCUACCAAGCCAGCCUACGCAUCUGCUUGCGAUAAUAGUGCAUAUACCCGUGCUUGCUCCUGCAUUGGUAUAAAACCCAAGACAACCACUAGGGCAGCCGUCGUCAAAACCGUUUACAAGACUAGAACUGCCUACAAAACCAAUACGGCGUAUACAACCUUUACUGUCUACAAAACCAACACAGAGACACGUACCAGCACUGCCCCUGCUGAAACACGUACCGAAAUAGUCUCUCUGACUACAUACACGACUAUUAUCUCUGGUACUGCCAUUACUGCCACCGAAACCCUGACUCUCACGGAGUCUGCUACCACCACUGAAACAACAGUUGUUGUGACCACUCAAACCGCGGCUCCAGUACCACCCACAUGUGUCGGGAAAGGUUUCUCAUUUCAUCUCACUGGUAGCGUCGUAAAUGCCAAUGGCUGGGGUAUGGGUAUGAUAAAUUCUAUCGGUCAAGGAAUCUACGUCCGUUUGUUUAGCGGAGGCAGCUCGGCAAUGGUGAUCGACGGUGAUAACGGGCUUCAGAGCUGGUACGGCUCUGAUUACCAAUAUGUUAUUCUAACUGGAAGCCUCCCGACCAAAGUCUGGAUCAAAUCCGCCCGAUCGAAUGUCUCAUACACAUGGCAACAAACCGCACUGACAUGCGGCAUUGGAAGUGGUCCGAAUUAUGAUCUCACCUGUAAAUCCGCGACUACGACCUACUUGGUUACGUUUUGCCGCAACCCAACUUACUUCGAAUGGGAGCUUUACGUUUAUACUGAUGUUAGUCAGUUGGCUGGGAUGGUAUGUUCGAACGAUGGUGCGAUUAAAGCGACAUGUAUCCCCUAG
This is a messenger RNA of Orbilia oligospora ATCC 24927, 1287 nucleotides long. RefSeq lists its product as uncharacterized. Lineage: Eukaryota; Fungi; Ascomycota; Orbiliomycetes; Orbiliales; Orbiliaceae. The transcript has 2 exons. The record is from RefSeq and is a predicted model, not a curated record. Bases 1 to 1287 code for a protein of 428 amino acids.